AUGCGUUUUCAUUUGACCCUAUUUGCAGUUUGCGCAUCUUAUCUUGUGUUCGCUCAAGACGACUUUGGUAAAGCUGAUGACGAACCAGAAGAAGAUCCAUGUGAAAAUGUGAAAUGUAAACUGGGUGAAAUAUGCACCAAUGGUAAGUGUGGUUGUCUUGACGAUUGUCCAUCUGAGUGGAACAGUUACAACAGACAGUUGUGUGUCGAUGGUGUGACCUACAGACAUGAAUGUGAUCUAUGGCGAAAUCAAUGUUAUUGUCGAUCAGGGGACUCAAGGUGUGGCGGGGAACAAUUCAACAAUCAUAGAGCAAAUGAAAAUUCUGCCAUCAAGUAUUACGAUGAAUGUCGUGAUCUUAGCGGUCUGUGUGACUGGGAACAGAAUGAAAAUACAUUCGCUCUUCGGCUUGGAUUGUGGUUUCAGGAGUUAUUGCGUCAAAAGUGGUCAUCAACAUCUUGGUCCAACGAUGAUGACAGUCUCCUUCGUCCAAUGGAUACAAAAGCCAGAAGUACUACAAGUAAACUGGUGUCACAGAAUUCCCUGCAUGAAAGAGUCAACGGAGGCGUUAUUAGCUAUUGGUUCUGUGAACUUGACCGAAGAAAUCGAGGAUCAUUACAACAAGACGAUUUGAAUGCCUUGUAUCAGCUGUUGUUGCCAUCAACACCCUGUCUGGAAGUGUUUAUUAAUCGUUGCUCCGGUUCUGGGGGAAUAUCAUUUGAUCAGUGGCAUAACUGUUUCGAUAUACCCGCAGAGGAACGAAUUCAGUGUAGCGAAUUCAAAUAA
This is a messenger RNA of Heterobilharzia americana, 783 nucleotides long. NCBI's taxonomy places the organism in Eukaryota, Metazoa, Platyhelminthes, Trematoda, Strigeidida, Schistosomatidae. The record is from the annotation of a GenBank genome assembly.